GUCCCGCCGCCCCGAGGAAAGAGCCGAGACCUCCAGGACAGUGACGCCUGCACAGCUCUGGUGAGAUGGCAGCAGGAUCCAUUACGCUGCACGCAGUGGAGAAGCUGCAGGUGUAUCUGACCACUAAGACGGACCCCAAAAAGCUAGAGAAAUAUUUGCAGAAACUCUCCGCCUUGCCCAUGACGGCAGACAUCCUGGCGGAGACUGGAAUCAGAAAGACGGUGAAGCGCCUGCGGAAGCACCAGCACGUGGGUGACUUUGCCAGAGACUUAGCCGCCCGGUGGAAGAAGCUGGUGCUUGUGGACCCAAACACCGGGCCUGAUGCACAGGACCCCGAGGAGAGCGCUUCCCGAAAGCGCUAUGGGGAGGCUCUUCAGGACCAGGAAAAGGCCUGGGGCUUCCCAGAGAACCGGAAGGUCCCCAGGAGCCCACCUGACAGUCCUGAGCACAGACAGACAGCACACAGAACACCUCCGGGACUCCAGAGACCUCACCGAAGGUCUCCCAGUCGCGAGCACAGAGCCCAGAGAAAGCUUCCCAGAAGGGCCCCAGCUGAUUCAGGCCCCCAUCGGGCCCCUCCAUUGCACACCGCUCCCCUCCCGACGUCCGAGGGCCCUGAGCCCGCUGUGCCUGGGAAGCAACCCGGAAGAGGCCGCGCUCACGCCGCUCAGGGCGGGCCUCCGCUGGGUCAGGGCUGCCAGGGCCAACCCCAGGGGGAAGCGCUUGUAAGCCACAGCAAGGGACACAAAUCGUCCCACCAGGAAAAAUGCCCCUUGUGUGCCCAGGGCGAUUGGCACUCCCCUACUUUGAUCAGGGAGAAAUCAUCCUGGGCCCGCUUAAGAGAGGAAACCCCAAGGAUGCCCUCCCGGGAAAGUGCCAGAGACAGGCCGUCCUCGGGUGACGCCAAGAAUGACAAGGAAGGGGGACGAGCUGGCAGCAGCCAGCAUGUCCCCGCCUUGGUGGUGGCUCCAGACGGUCACCCAAAUAGGCCUCAUCACAGACACUUGAACAAGAAGAUGCCCAGUCUAGAUGGCCCGUACCCAGGAAAUGGGACACACCGCCUGUCCUCUGAGGAGAAAGAGCAGCUUUCCAACGACCAAAAGACUCAAGAGGGGAAGCCACCAACGGCUCAUGUGGGCAGAAUGUCCAUGAGCUCCCUCUCUGAGGUGGAGGAGGUAGAUAUGGCUGAGGAAUUCAAGCAGCCCACUCUGUCAUUUGAAAAAUACCACACUUACGACCAGUUGCAGAAGCAAAGGAAAAAGACUGGGAAAUCUUCCACCACUGCACUUGGAGAUAAACAAAGGAAAGUAAACGAUUCCAAGGGCACUCGUGUGUCCUGGGAUUCAGCUAAGAAAUUGCCUCCUUUCGAGGAAAGACAGUCAGAGAGGCUGCAGGCAGCCGGUGCUGAUUCUGCAGGGCUGAAAACGGUGCCCAGCCAUGCCUUCUCAGAGCUCUGGGACCCCUCAGAGGCCUGGAUGCAGGCCAACUACCAUUCGCUAUUGGAUUCUGACUCCAUGACCUCCCAGGCAAAGCCAGAAGCACUCACUGCACCAACCUUCCAGGAGGAAACUGCUUUCACUGGAGGCAGAGUGAAUGCUAAGAUGCAGGUGUACUCGGGCUCCAGGCCUGCCUGUCAACCCCAGGUGCUGACACUGCGCCAGCAGUGCAUCCGGGUCCUUAGAAACAAUCCCGACACCCUCAGCGAUGUGGAAGGGAUCCCCUACUCGUAUCUUGAACCCGUUCUGGAAGGGUGGACACCUGAUCAGCUGUAUCGCAGAGAGAAAUACAAUCACGCACUCGCUGGGGACACAGAUGAAUUAUGGAGGAUUCAUUGUCUCCAGGACUUCAAGGAAGGAAAGUCACAGGAGCAAGAGUCUUGGCGGGAGCUGUGCCUGCGGCUUCAGGACACCCGAGAGCAGCUACUAAGAGUACUGACAGCAAAUAUCCGAUCUGCACGUGAAAACAACCCCAACAGCGGAGAGGCAAAGAUGACCUAUUUCAACUCUGUGGCCAAGACGCCUUAUGAUGCUUCAAGGAGGCAAGAUAAGUCUGCAGGAGCUGCUGAACCUGAAAAUGGAGAGCUCAAGCUAGCCCCAAAGCCUGCGGUAAGCAGCCACGUUCCCUCCAGCAGGGGCAGUGACAGUGGUGGCAGAGACAGCAGCAGCAGCAAUGUCCUUCACCAGCUCCCUGAGAAGAGGGCCAACCCCUGCCUAAGCAGCAGCAAUGAGCGCGCGACGCCCGCGGCCAAAACCCAGAAACAGGCUGCCAAGAAAGUGGCCCCGCUGAUGGCCAAGGCAAUUCGAGACUACAAGAAAAGAUUCUCCCGACGAUGAACUCAGGACUUGCCUUGCAGGUAAAAUCUGGAGGGAGGAGGACCAAUGCAAAGUCAAUGCGGGUUGGGGAAAGAAACUUCCAGUGGACACCAGAACCUUUGGCUUGGUGCAAAGUUGAGCCUUUGAAUUCUGUAGGUGUCACGUGCUGGCCCUGUGAUUUUACCUCCCACACCCAACCACUACCUCCCAGCCUGGAGGACACCUCAGAAUUCAGAAGAUAUGAACACAUUCGGAACAAUUAUCUUUUGGUUGUUCACUGAUCGUUUUUUAAAUAACACCCUAGUUGUAAUCAUAAAUAAGGAA
Molecule: messenger RNA, 2636 nt
Organism: Mandrillus leucophaeus (drill)
Lineage: Eukaryota; Metazoa; Chordata; Mammalia; Primates; Cercopithecidae
Gene: ELOA2
Product: transcription elongation factor B polypeptide 3B (elongin A2)
Exons: 1
Coding region: 66-2333 (755 amino acids)
Biological process (GO): transcription elongation by RNA polymerase II
Cellular component (GO): nucleus; elongin complex
Source: RefSeq, a predicted model, not a curated record